Molecule: messenger RNA, 2451 nt
Organism: Exophiala viscosa
Lineage: Eukaryota; Fungi; Ascomycota; Eurotiomycetes; Chaetothyriales; Herpotrichiellaceae
Exons: 1
Coding region: 282-2270 (662 amino acids)
Biological process (GO): positive regulation of transcription by RNA polymerase II
Cellular component (GO): nucleus
Molecular function (GO): DNA-binding transcription factor activity, RNA polymerase II-specific; zinc ion binding; transcription cis-regulatory region binding
Source: RefSeq, a predicted model, not a curated record
UUCUGCCCGCUGCGGCUCCUUUUCUUUCCAACAACCACGCCUCUAUCUUUGCCUCUGUCUCACCAUACCAUUCGAGUUACGCCGCACCAACACCGUCGCAACCGCAACAUCCCCCGCUACUAUACGACCAGGAACCCGACAAACACGCCCUCCAGAGAUCAGUCAUACUGACGCCGCCAUACGCCGCUGCAGAUGCGGCGAUCAAUGAUCACACCUCUCUGACCCAGGCCUCGUCGAAUAAAUCGACCCCCUCUCACACUGUGCACAACACCCCCUCUUCGAUGACUGAGCCAGAGGGUCUUCCUCCGGCCAAGUCUGACAAUGCCCCUGCGGCAAAGCCAAAGCGUGUAAGGACCGGAUGUCUGACAUGCCGAGAACGACACCUGAAGUGCGACGAGGGGUUGCCAAAUUGCCAGAACUGUAGGAAGUCGAAUCGCAAGUGCAAGCGAGGUGUCCGCCUCAAUUUCAUCGACAUACAAUGCGAGAGACCGCCGCACCUGUUGCCACCAACACAUGACUGGAAAGUCACCUUCCAGGAUGACUCCCGCGACAUCGCAUCGGAAUAUCAGGGCGGUCUAGAGAGGUAUCAUCCGUUGGAGCCCGAGCGUAAGCGGCAGAAAAUACACACGACAAGCUUAAGCUACGACUACAGCCAGAUUGCCGCUCCCAUGAUAGCUCAUCAACAGCUUCCAGGUCCACAAUCCUACCAACAGCCUUAUGCCGAACCAUCUCAGGCGGCAUAUGUUGGUCCUACCGCUCAACCGUAUGAAGAUGCUGCGAACACCAUGGCUUCAUACUCGGAGCCGGCUCAAAACAUCAGACAAUCAUUUGACCAGACGAUGUUGGUACCCACCGACCAGAACCCUCCCCCUCCGUGCAUGGAAGACAGGAACGAAGUCCUCUACAUGCAAGUUUUUGUCGAAGAGGUUGGUCUCUGGAUGGACUCUAUGGAUGCCGACAAGCAUUUCUCCCGCCGCGUGCCUUUCCAAGCACUCCGAGAACCCAUGUUGAAAUACGCCCUCUUAGCAUGCGGAGUCCGUCAUCUGACACUGGUGAAUCCUGCUUACCCGGAAGAGCAUGCUCUGAACUACUACAACAAUGCGACGCAACUCCUGUUGAACUCGCUACAAAAUCCAGAUCGGGAUAGCGUGCUCUGCGCUACCACUGCCACUAUACUCAACGUCUACGAAGUCAUGUCUGAAAAAGCUCUGCAGCGCAUGAACCAUAUCGCUGGCGCCCGCGCGCUCAUCAAAGAGUGUCGGUGGGAUGCCACUUCCACUGGUGUUGGUGCCGCCUGUUUCUGGUUGAACGUCGGAUUGGAAUUGUUUAGCUGUUUACACUUCAACUGGAGUGUGGCUUGGGACCCGGAUACAUGGGGCAUCGACAUGGCUAUGAACCCCCAGCACAUUCCGGGCAAUGAAGAAGGCUGGACGCACAAGAUGCUAUGGAUUUUGUCCAAGAUCACAAAUUUCCGAUCAUCAGCACAGCCACGAUUUCAGGAGCCUACCGUACAUGCAGAGCAGACACGCCUACACCAGAGACACCAACAGUGGCUGGGGUUGAAGCAGUUCUGCGACCGCUGGAAUCAAUGCGUUCCACCGACCAUGCACGCCAUGGGAUUUGUGCCAGCUUACAUGACUUCGUCAAAGAGCGCCUUUCCAGAGGUUUGGUACAUCAAGCGGGCGACCGUUGUUGCUAGGCUUUUCUAUCACACUGCGAUGGUCCUGCUAGGUUCACUUCAUCCGUUGGCUGAUUUGCAGCCCCAGACAGCCGAAGAAAUGCAGGAAUUGACAGUCUAUCAUUCAAGACAAAUAUGCGGCAUCGUGUCUCAUGUCAAGGAUAGAGGUGUUGCCUCCGCUUCCAUUCGAUGUCUCGCAGUCGCAGGAGAACAUCUGACGAUCCGACGAGAGCAAGAAGAGGUCCUGCAGAUCUUCGACAGAAUCAAGAAGGAGACUGGUUGGCGUGUGACAUUUAUUCAUGAUGACCUAAAGGAGAAAUGGGGAUGGCACAGCACUCCGCAACAAGACUACAGCAGCAUAGGCUCUACACCGUCAUACUAUGCCAAUUCGACAUCUGGAGGUCAGCCAGCACCAGCAACAGCCACACCUCCUCGGCCAAAAUAUCCCGUGGGCAUUGUCAACCCUCUGUACAAAAAUGCCGACUUUUCGGCGCAAAAUCCCCCCUAUCAAGGCAAUUACGUUCCUCCCGCCCCUGGACAUGUUAUGCACAACACACUGAUGUACGGAUACUCUGCUAUACCUUCCCUCUGAGGGAGGUUCGUGUAUUCCUACAAUCAGUCUUUUGUUUACCAUGGGGUAGCAGCAAACAAUCACGACAGGAGCAUGACGGCGUUGGAUAUUUGAUCAUACUGUCAUCCACCUUGACCAUCAGUUCACCAGCAAGGCGGACGAUCAAGAGCUUUCGUUCACAUUGUUCUUCCUUGGGAUUUUC